UCGACGUACGAGCUACGAGGGAAAGAGGACGAGCAGAGAGAAGUCAGUCUGGCCGCGCGCGCCUACGAUCACUGUCCACCGCCGGUCUCACGUCGCUCUCUUUGCACCGGCGGGACGGUCCCAAUUUCAAAUCAUUCUCCGACUUGUUUCCAACAAACUCUCGCUCUCACAAUCAGUUGUCACCUCCUCGAGUGGUUCUUCCAUUUUCCUUUCUUCAUCGCGAUCUCAGUGCGAUAUACGUCGUGAUUCGCAGCUGUUUUUCACUCUUGGUAAACAAAUGGAAGAAUUCCGGGAUACGAGAUAUUGUUCUCGAUUCUUUCUUUAUUUGUUUCGUAAAAUUUCGUCGGUGGUCCUUUGCAACAGAACGUUGCAUUAUAUCGUGAUUCGCAGUUGAUAAUUUAGAAAAAUCCAAGAUAUAUCGUUUCUCUAAUUUUUUUUUUUAAUUGUUUCAUAAAAUUUCGAAUUUUUCCGCUACCAGUUGCAUCGUGUGUUCUUUGAUUGUUUAUACAUCUAAUAUCUUUGAUUUUUCUUUCCCUUGAAAUAAUGUUCUUCUUUCAUUUCCGGUCUUCCUCCUUAUCUUUGUUCAAAGAUCGUACAGAUGUCUCAUCAUUGGUAAUUUAGAAGAAUUCUCAAUGAAGAAAUAUUGUCCUUUUCAUUUCUGUUUCUUUCUUUUCUGUUUGUUUAUCUCGCGAAGUUUUAUCGAUGAGAAUACAGUGAAUGAGCUUGUGAAAUAGAUACAGCGUAACCGGUGCUUUUCAUUUCUUUGAUAUACCGUGGCGAUUAGGGGCCGCAUUCUUGCACGCCCUCUCACGUGGACCACGCGACGGCCGCGAAUUUCAAUUACGAGAUUCUAGUUCGCCACUACUUGGAAUGCUUUAAUUUCUUCCGCGAUGUCGGUGUCGUGAUAGACGCGGUGACACUGGUUCCAUUGCGCGCUCUUUUUUUCUUACCAGGGAUGACAUUCCGCGUGUUCGUGCGAUUUCUGGUGUUUCGCUGAAGAUUGUCCGCUUUUGACGAAAUAUAAUUACACGGAAAUACGACGACAGAGGUUCGGUGACUGGGCAUGCUACUUGCAAACGCGGAGAGGGCUUGUCUGUUACUAACGGCGAUCCACAUUUUACUCGACAAGGGCGUCUACGCCGAGACGUUCACCCUCGGUUAUAUCACCGGUUCGAAAAGACGUCCAGGGGACUUGGAGUAUCAACGUCCUGGUUACCGGAUAUCCGGCGCCAUAUCGCUCGCCGUGGAAGAGGUGAACGCAGGUGAGCUCGGUCGACGCGGACACAAGCUCGACUUCCUGAUCGCGGAAACUUAUGGCGAGGAGGAGACCAGCAUCCUGAUGACCGCCGAUCUCUGGACGAAGAACAUCAGCGCGUACAUUGGGCCCCAAGAAACCUGCAUCCACGAGGGCAGAAUGGCCGCUGCGUUCAACCUUCCAAUGAUAUCUUACUUCUGUACUCAUCGCGAGUCGUCCGACAAGAAAGAAUUCCCGACGUUCGCCAGAACGAGGCCACCCGACACGCAGAUCAGCAAAUCUGUUGUUUCAGUGCUGAUGGCAUUCAACUGGACGAAAGUGACGUUCAUGUACAUGAACUCGACCCUGUUCGAAUUCAACAAGAUGUCAACGAUCGCGGAGACCAUACUGUCGUCCUUCGAGGCUGCUGGCGUGACAGUGAACUUUGUCCGUUGCUGGGAAGAACCCUAUCACGUCACGCACAUGACCAAUCCAUUCCACAAAUACGUCAGCGAAACGUAUCGAGAAACGCGAAGAAACUACUACGAGCACAUGGGACUGCUGAUGGCUCUGGACCAAAGGAAGCUCUUGGAAAAAGGCGAAUACUGGGUGGUCGGUGUCGAUAUCGAGCAGUACGAUGAGAAACGACCGGACAAGUACUUCCGUGGUUUAUGGCAGAAGAAGACCAACUCGUCGAUACUGAAAGCGUAUCGUAGCUACUUCAGCGUGGUAGCUUCCACGCCCAUUUACUCGAAGAACUUCACGCGAAUGGUGAACGAGUACAGGCAAAGGCCGCCGUUUAACUUCACCAAUCCAUUGGCGAACAUGGGCGGGAUCAUUCAGAUCGUGCCAGAAACGGCGUACCUGUACGACGCGGUGCACCUCUACGAGAGAUCGUUGUUGAAAGCUCUGGACGAGAAUCGGGACCCUCGGAACGGCCGUGAAAUGGUGGCGGCGCUUUACGGCGUUCAUUAUCGGAGCGCCAUGGGAUACAUGGUCUACAUGGACGAAAACGGAGACGCUGAAGGCAAUUACACUCUGAUCGCUUUGGACAAUCGACCGACAAAGGGGCACGGUUUAUAUCCCAUAGCUUACUUUGUGGGAAAGGAGAACGGCACGAAUCUGCCGAGACUUCGGCUGACGAGGGACAUUUCGUGGAUCGGUGACGGGCCGCCCAUCGCCGAGCCUCGCUGCGGCUACCACGGUGAAAAAUGCACUUCUCACACGGGAGAAAUCGUGGGCGGUAUAGCCGGUGGAUUUCUGUUGAUUAUGACGGCGGUGAUGCUGAUGCUAUACAGGAACUGGAAGUACGAGCAGGAACUGGAUUCCCUGCUCUGGAAGGUGAACUACAAAGACAUUCAGAUCAAAGAGAAGAAAGACGAAUCGACGGGAGUCAAUGAGGCGCCUACCAAAUGUAAUUCCAAGACGACGACACAGCCAAUUGUAAGAACCAGCCAAGUUUCCCUAAGCUCGAAUCCAGAUGCUGACUUUCGAUAUUCCAUGAUUUACACGCAAAUUGGUGUUUAUAAGGGGCGGAUAUUCGCCGUAAAGAAGGUACGGAAGAAAUCGAUCGAAAUUACACGGGAGAUGAAGAAGGAACUGAAAGUGAUGCGUGAUUUGCGACACGAUAAUUUGAACGCUUUCAUCGGAGCCUGCACCGAUCCGCCGAACAUAUGCAUCGUCGUGGAAUAUUGCGCUCGUGGCAGUCUGAAGGACAUUUUGGAGAACGAGGACAUGAAGCUGGAUAACAUGUUCAUGGCGUCCUUGGUCGGUGAUAUAAUCAGGGGUAUGAUCUAUCUGCACGAAUCUGUCAUAAAAUACCACGGUUCGUUGAGUACGUCGAACUGUUUGGUGGAUUCUCGAUGGGUCGUAAAGCUGGCGGACUUUGGAUUGCACGAAUUUAAAAAGGACGCCGAGUGUGAGCCGUGCGAUGUUAUGAAGAAGUAUCACGGUUUAUUGUAUCGAGCGCCAGAGUUAUUACGAUCGACGAAAAGUCAGGAGCCAACUGUACGGGAUUAUCAGAGAGGGGACGUUUAUUCUUUCGCGAUAGUGUUGUACGAGCUUCAAGGGAGGCACGGUCCUUUUGGAAUCAGCGAGUUAACCCCUUCGGAGAUAUUGAAGAAAGUAAUCGCGAGAGAACCGGACACCGAACCGUUCAGACCACCGUUGAACCAGUUGGAGAACUGUUUCCAGUUCGUGCGCGCUUGUCUAACGGAGUGUUGGGCCGAGGAUCCCGAGAUUCGACCAGACUUCAAAAUUAUUAGGAACAAGCUAAGGCCUUUGAGAAAGGGCAUGAAACCAAACAUAUUUGACAACAUGAUGGCCAUGAUGGAGAAGUACGCGAAUAAUCUGGAGGCGCUGGUGGACGAGCGAACGGACCAAUUAACGGAAGAGAAGAAAAAAACAGACGCGUUGCUGUAUGAAAUGCUACCACGUUACGUGGCAGAGCAGUUGAAACGAGGACACAAAGUUGAAGCCGAAAGCUUUGACAGUGUUACAAUUUAUUUCAGCGACAUUGUCGGUUUCACUGCCAUGUCAGCCGAGAGCACACCCUUACAGGUGGUAGAUUUUCUAAACGAUCUAUACACCUGUUUCGAUUCGACUAUAGAAAAUUACGAUGUCUACAAAGUGGAAACUAUCGGUGAUGCUUACAUGGUGGUGAGCGGUUUGCCAAUUCGAAACGGUAUCCAACAUGCGGGGGAAAUUGCCAGUAUGUCCUUAUGCCUUCUAGACGCUAUUAAACAAUUCACCAUUCGACAUAGGCCGUUAGAUAAGCUACAACUGCGAAUCGGCAUACAUUCUGGUCCUGUAUGCGCCGGUGUGGUCGGUCUAAAAAUGCCCCGUUACUGUCUAUUUGGAGACACCGUAAAUACUGCCAGUCGUAUGGAAUCUACUGGAUCUGCUUUAAAGAUCCACUGCAGCAAAGAAACGAAGGAACUCCUGGAUCAAUUGGGCGGUUUCAAAGUGGUGGAAAGAGGGCUAGUCUCUAUGAAAGGCAAAGGCGAGCGACUGACCUACUGGCUCCUCGGCGAAGACCCCGUCUUACGGGAGGAACGAAACAGGGAACGAAAAAAUCGAAGGAACGGCCACGCCAAGAAGAACCCGAACCCUCUGAUACCACGAAGCUCCCUCAAGAACAAAUCUCUCGUACGAUCCACCUUCAUGAGAUGUUCCAGCGAGUCCCCGAAACGAUUGCGUUUCGCAAGCUCCGAUCAACUGGACCAGAACUGUUCCCGCGCGAACAGCCAAUUGGAAUCGAUCGUCGACAAUAGUCCGUGUAAACCGAAGGCCUCUUGUACGGCGAGAGCUUCGUGCGCGGACAGCUGGAGGUCCUCAAGCAACUCGUGCCCGUGCGUCGAGAAAUUGUGCGAACAGGAAACUGUUCGGAUCGACGUGAAGGAUCUGGCGCGGAAUCAAUCGGACGCGAGGUGUUCGCCGCUGCGAGCGAACUGGACGAUCGGCAGUGAGCCUUGUUUCUUGCGCGGAGGGGCGAAGAACUUCCGGUUCGGGUCGGCCGGCGUCGCGCAGACAACCUGCAGAUCCGCGCCCAGCAGCCCAAGGCACAGCACUCUGAUCUUAAAUUGUCAGAGGCGAGCGGCACAGUCGAACGAGGAGAUAGACGGAUGGGACGCUACCACGCCACUGAUUUAUUAUCCGGGAGGACGAUUGGAUUAAGGAGCCUGGGCUGGAGCCGCCACGAGUGUAGGCUCGUCGAUCUCGAGUCGGUUUCUUCAACGCGACAUCGACGUGAUUUAACUCUCGACGAUCGGAUGCAGGUGCUCGAUUACGCGCACAUGGAAGUACCGAUCGUCCGUACUGAGAGACCGGGAGGAAUGAGAGAUCGAAGAGUUGAAGUGUGCGCUUAAUUCGGUGUGAUUAAUUAAGCCGGGAUGUUGGUGAGUUGUUCUCGAUGAAUGAAAGUCAUCGAAUGGCUGAAGAGCGCGACGCCUCGAUAAUUGCGGAGACUCGAAGGAUACCGAGGUAGGAGUUUACUUCGAUUUAUCGAUUUGUAGCUGGUCCGGUUCAUGCGAUCUC
Frieseomelitta varia is the source of this 5269-nucleotide messenger RNA. Its product is annotated as guanylate cyclase 32E. Gene Ontology annotation, biological process: intracellular signal transduction; protein phosphorylation; cGMP biosynthetic process. The record is from RefSeq and is a predicted model, not a curated record. Gene Ontology annotation, molecular function: ATP binding; peptide receptor activity; guanylate cyclase activity. Bases 1064 to 4909 code for a protein of 1281 amino acids. The transcript is spliced from 23 exons. NCBI's taxonomy places the organism in Eukaryota, Metazoa, Arthropoda, Insecta, Hymenoptera, Apidae.